This is a messenger RNA of Halichondria panicea, 3993 nucleotides long. RefSeq names its product sushi, von Willebrand factor type A, EGF and pentraxin domain-containing protein 1-like. Bases 1 to 2463 code for a protein of 820 amino acids. The transcript is spliced from 16 exons. Lineage: Eukaryota; Metazoa; Porifera; Demospongiae; Suberitida; Halichondriidae. The record is from RefSeq and is a predicted model, not a curated record.
AUGCACCGCCUUUCCAUUAUAACAGUCGUCUCCUGUGGGUCUCUUCCCUCUAUUUCCAAUAGAUCACCUGGUACUCCAACAAGUACAACAUUUGGAGGGACAGGGACGUACAGCUGUAAUACUGGUUACGUACUGUCAGGAUCAGCUACAGUGAACUGUGAGGCUAGCGGAGGUUGGAGUACUAGACCAACUUGUGAAAUCGUCUCCUGUGGGUCUCUUCCCUCUAUUUCCAAUGGGUCACCUGAUACUCCAACAAGUACAACAUUUGGAGGGACAAGGACGUACAGUUGUAAUACUGGUUACAUACUGUCAGGAUCAGCUACAGUGAACUGUGAGGCUAGCGGAGGUUGGAGUACUAGACCAACUUGUGAAAUCGUCUCCUGUGGGUCUCUUCCUUCUAUUUCCAAUGGGUCACCUGAUACACCAACAAGUACAACAUUUGGAGGGACAGGGACGUACAGCUGUAAUACUGGUUACGUACUGUCAGGAUCAGCUACAGUGAACUGUGAGGCUAGCGGAGGUUGGAGUACUAGACCAACUUGUGAUGUCAUCUCCUGUGGGCCCCUUCCCUUUAUUUCCAAUGGGUCACCUGAUACACCAACAAGUACAUCAUUUGGAGGGACAGGGACGUACAGCUGUAAUACUGGUUACGUACUGUCAGGAUCAGCUACAGUGAACUGUGAGGGUAGCGGAGGUUGGAGUACUAGACCAACUUGUGAAAUCGUCUCCUGUGGGUCUCUUCCUUCUAUUUCCAAUGGGUCACCUGAUACUCCAACAAGUACAUCAUUUGGACGGACAGGGACGUACAGCUGUAAUACUGGUUACGUACUGUCAGGAUCAGCUACAGUGACCUGUGAGGCUAGCGGAGGUUGGAGUACUAGACCAACUUGUGAAGUCAUCUCCUGUGGGCCCCUUCCCUCUAUUUCCAAUGGGUCACCUGAUAUACCAACAAGUACAACAUUUGGAGGGACAGGGACGUACAGCUGUAAUACUGGUUACGUACUGUUAAGUUCAGCUACAGUCAACUGUGAGGGUAGCGGAGGUUGGAGUACUAGACCGUCUUGUGAUGUCAUCUCCUGUGGGCCCCUUCCCUCUAUUUUCAAUGGGUCACCUGGUACACCAACAAGUACAAAAUUUAGAGGGACAGGGACGUACAGCUGUAAUACUGGUUAUGUACUGUCAGGAUCAGCUACAGUGACCUGUGAGGCUAGCGGAGGUUGGAGUACUAGACCGUCUUGUGAUGUCAUCUCCUGUGGGCCCCUUCCCUCUAUUUCCAAUGGGUCAACUGAUACACCAACAAGUACAACAUUUAGAGGGACAGGGACGUACAGCUGUAAUACUGGUUACGUACUGUCAGGAUCAGCUACAGUGAACUGUGAGGUUAGCGGAGGUUGGAGUACUAGACCGACUUGUGAAGUCAUUUCCUGUGGGCCCCUUCCCUCUAUUUCCAAUGGGUCACCUGAUACACCAACAAAGACAACAUUUGGAGGGACAGGGACGUACAGCUGUAAUACUGGUUACGUACUGUCAGGAUCAGCUACAGUAACCUGUGAGGCUAGCGGAGGUUGGAGUACUAGACCAACUUGUGAAAUCGUCUCCUGUGGGUCUCUUCCCUCUAUUUCGAAUGGAUCACCUGAUACACCAACAAGUACAACAUUUGGAGGAACAGGGACGUACAGCUGUAAUACUGGUUACGUACUGUCAGGAUCUGCUACAGUGACCUGUGAGGCUAGCGGAGGUUGGAGUACUAGACCAACUUGUGAAAUUGUCUCCUGUGGGUCUCUUCCCUCUAUUUCCAAUGGGUCACCUGAUACACCAACAAGUACAACAUUUGGAGGAACAGGGACGUACAGCUGUAAUACUGGUUACGUACUGUCAGGAUCAGCUACAGUGAACUGUGAGGGUAGCGGAAGUUGGAAUACUAGACCGACUUACCCACCUGUCUCCUGUGGUGACCCUCCGACCAUUCCCAAUGGGUCUAGGACUUUCACCGGCACUACAUAUGGGGAUAUGGCACCCUAUACACCUGUAACACAGGGUACCAAUUAUCAGGAUCAGCUACAGUGUUAUGCCUGGCUAGUGGAAAUUGGGAUACUCUAUCAACCUGCUUCCAUUUGUAGUUCCCCUCCUUCUAUCUCAAAUGGAUCUCCUGGCACACCCACUAGUAUCAUACAAGGAGGGACUGUGGUGUACAGCUGUAACUCUGGCUAUCAACUGUUGGGAUCAGCUACUGUUGUCUGUCAAGAUAGCGGAAAUUGGAGCCCAAGGCCAACUUGUUUAACUUCUCAGCCUGGCUCCUGCGACAAUCCUCCAACAAUUCCCAAUGGGUCCAGAACUUUCGUUGGUACAUCAUUUGGAGAUGCCGCAUUUUACAGCUGUAACAUUGGUUAUCAACUGGCAGAAUCAUCCAUAGUGACCUGUCAGGCUGAUGCAUGGAAGUUGGAGUACUGUACCAACUUGUAAAGGUCUUAUAAUUCAACUCCGUUUUGGUGGUAUACGUGAUUGCAGUCAGUACACUGCCUCUGAAAUGGCUCAGAAAACUGAUGACAUCACUGCCACACUUGUACAAGGUGUCAUUGCUUCUUGUAAUUGUCGUUUAAACUCAACUUUCUUGUUUAACGCGUUUCUGAAAUGCUUUGCUGAUUCUCCACAACAUGUGACAUACAGGGCGACAUUGUUGAGCUCAAGUGAUCUGUUCACAUCGGAAGUGCUUGAGUAUAUAGAGAAAUGGAUUCAUUCCACUCUAAUUGUGAUUAUUCAGAAUCUUGAUCUCAACCUCAAUUCAACUUGUCCAACAGUUAUUGUUGACUUCAAUAGCUUGGAGUGCCCAGUACAAGUUGAUAUGGAAAACACUGCUGUAAUUGUGGGCUCUGUGAUAGCUACAUGUAUUAUCAUUUUUGUGAUGUUUGUAUUUUUAGCUGUUGUGAUAGCCACCAAGAAACAUCGAAACAAAAUUCCUAUCGCUCAGAACUCUUUUAAAGGGACAAGUAUCAGGAAUGUGAACAGCGAAGAAACAAACAUAAGCAAUUUUCCUCUCAACAAACAAAGUGCCAGAGGCAACUGCGGAUCCGGAGUAUGACGACGUAGGACUCCCUAUGGUGAAGAGUGGGAGCAAACAGUACAGUUUUGACGUGGGUCCUUGUCCUGUGUACGGGGGCACACUCUGAGGACGCCUCAGGAAACAAGAAUGUACUAAGACUAUAAAAACAACAAAUUGUGUACCUGCAUUAAUUAUAGCUGACUGUAGAAUGAUGCACUAUAGGUCUUAUAACUAUAGUGUUAUAAAGUUACGUAUAGUUAUCAUUGUUUAGUUUUGUUGCGUUUAUUGUCAGGGGCGGAUCCAGGGGUGAUUUUGAGGGGCUGAAGCCCCCCCCUUUUGAAAAAACUACCUAUGUAUUGCUGAGGUUACAACAAUUUUGCCACCAACCUUGUUACUUAUGCAUCUGCAUGUAGACUCACUGACUUAAGAGAUGCUAGACAACAGCCAAGUCUAGCUACUAAGAGUAUAAAGGAUGUAGGAUAGCUAGCUGGACAUACUAGCUAUAUAUAGCUAGCUAGCUAGCUAGCUAGAACUAAUAUAAAAGUGCAUAGGUCAACUAUUGCUGUUGCUGAGUCAGCUCCUUGUGCAUUGUUUGUAGCCUCGAUCAUAUCCCAGGCCUCUCUUCCUAGGCCUUGUGAAGGAGGCUAUUGUGCAUGCUGUUGAGCAGCUGCAACAUGGAGCAGAUCUCAGACUUUUCAGCUGGUUGCAAGGAAGCAGCCUUACCUCCUCUCACUCUCAGUGCAGUCUGGGUAGGCAUUGUGAUUCUUUCAUGUACCAAGAGUGCAUGAAUGUAGAUGUAACAUCUACAGUAUACAUCCUUUUGUUGAUUAGAACGAGUUUUUUGUAUUAACUUUUUCAUAUUCAGUAUUCACUUAUUAAUAUGACAGUUCAAAGGUAAAAGUGUGAGCAAAUUGUAAAAAAGCAAAAAAUUUCGCCUCCGGCGAGGCAGGAGG